AUGCCAAGUCCUCUCCAAGUGCGCAAAUAUGGCAGUGCGAGGCCGGAGGAUAUCAAGUUGCCAAGGAUAGCAACGCACGCACGCCGCCCCGCCGCCACCGCCUCCGCCCUCUGCGCGCUCGCCCGCCGCUCCCUGCGCGCGCGCGCCGCCCGCUCCGCCGCCGCCGCAUCCGCCCCCUGUGCGCCCGCACGCCGGCCCCUGCGCGCCCGCACGCCGCCCGCCCGCUGCCACUGCGCCUCCACCGCGUGCGCCCGGCUGCCUGCCGCCGCUGCGGCCCCACUGCGCGCGCCCGGCCGCCUGCCGCCGCUGCGCGCGCCCGCCCGCCCGCUGCGGCCCCACUGCGCGCGCCCGCCCGCCCCCCAACAAGCGGCGCGGUCAGCUGGAGCUUCAAGCGGUGCGGCCAGCCAGAUCUCCAAGUGGCGGCGGCGGCACUGUGCAGUACGAGGACGGUUCUUCCUCUUCCCCAACCCUAAGCAGGAGGCGGACACCAUGGCAGAUCAAUCAAGCUCAAAGGAGGCCAUCACUACUGAACCACUGCAACAAGGAUUCAGACCAUCGGAAAAAGGAAAACUAAGUCAUUGUCCACGAUAUCAGUCAGCAAGCACAAAAGUCGAUUGUGAAAGAGUGCACUAGUCAUCUUUUGGUGUAUGUUAUUUUCCAGCUACUUUUGUUGGUUCAUCAUACUAGUAGGAUGGAUCUAGCUAGAGUAGUGAAAAUCUGAAUUUUAUUUGUAAAGGAUGUGUUUCCUGAACUACACAAACUAUGAAUGAACAAUCUUGAAGUUUAUUUCGUGUAACAAAUGUGGUAGGCCUAGAUAGCUUACUUCUACUCUUUGUAUAUUUGGAUGAUGACUAUGACUUAUGUGAUGUGGUCAGAUUUGGUAUUAUAUAUAUGAUGUGCUGUGGUUCGAUGGGAUUUGAAAUUA
Messenger RNA from Sorghum bicolor (sorghum), 925 nucleotides. RefSeq lists its product as uncharacterized. NCBI's taxonomy places the organism in Eukaryota, Viridiplantae, Streptophyta, Magnoliopsida, Poales, Poaceae. The record is from RefSeq and is a predicted model, not a curated record. The transcript has 6 exons. The coding region runs from base 1 to 633 and encodes 210 amino acids.